AAAAGGAUGCAGACAUGAACGGCAGGGUGCAGUACGGGUGGACACCCGUCAUGAUGGCAGCAGUAAAGGGACACAGACAAGUGUUUGACUUACUUGUGACACAAGGAGCUGAUGUAUCAUUAGUGGGUGUUGAUAGAAACAACAUCCUCCAUAUGGCCUGUCUUCGAGGACAUGUGGACAUGGUGAAGUAUGUCCUCUCAAUAAAGGAUGCAGACAUGAACGGUAGGGGGCAGUACGGGCGGACACCCUGAUGAUGGCAGCAGUGAAGGAACACAGACAGGUGUUUCACUUACUUGUGACACAAGGAGCUGAUGUAUCAUUACUGGUUGUUGAUAGAAACAACAUCCUCCAUGUGGCCUGUCUUGGAGGACAUAUGGAUAUGGUGAAGUAUGUCCUGUCACAGAGGGUUACAGACAUCAACAGUAGGGGGCAAUAUGGGCGGACACCCGUGAUGAUGGCAGCAGAGAAGGGACACAGACAAGUGUUUGACUUACUUGUGAGAGAAGGAGCUGAUAUAUCAUUAGUGGAUGCUGUCGGAGACACCAUCCUUCAUGUGGCCUGUCUUGGAGGACAUGUGGACAAAGUGAAGUAUGUCCUCUCACACCAGGUUGCAGACAUCAACGGUAGGGGGCAAUACGGGCGGACACCCCUGAUGGUGGCACCAGAGAAGGGACACAGGCAAGUGUUUGACUUACUUGUGAGAGAAGGAGCUGAUGUAUUAUUAGUGGGUGUUGAUAGAAACAACAUCCUCCAUAUGGCCUGUCUUGGAGGACAUGUGGACAUAGUGAAGUAUGUCCUCUCACAAAAGGAUGCAGACAUGAACGGCAGGGUGCAGUACGGGUGGACACCCGUCAUGGUGGCAGCAGUGAAGGGACACAGACAAGUGUUUGACUUACUUGUGACACAAGGAGCUGAUGUAUCAUUAGUGGGUGUUGAUAGAAACAACAUCCUCCAUAUGGCCUGUCAUGGAGGACAUGUGGGCAUGCUGAAGCAUGUCCUCUCACAGAAGGUUGCUGACAUCAACAGUAGGGGGAAGUAUGGGUGGACACCCGUGAUGAAGGCAGCAAGGAAGGGCCACAGACAAGUGUUUGACAUACUAGUGGGAGGAGGAGCUGAUGUAUCAUUAGUGGAUGAUAACGGAAGCAACAUCCUCCAUGUUGCCUGUCUUGGAGGACAUAUCGACAUGGUGAAGUAUGUCCUGUCACAGAAGGUUGCAGUCGUCAACCGUAGGAGGCAGUACGGGCGGACACCCCUGAUGAUGGCAGCAGAGAAGGGACACAGACAAGUGUUUGAUUUACUUGUGAGAGAAGGAGCUGAUGUAUCACUAGUGGAUGAUAACGGAAACAACAUCCUCCAUAUGACAUGUCUUUGAGGACAUGUGGACAUAGUGAAGUAUUUCCUCUCACAGAAGGUUGCAGACAUCAACGGUAUGGGGCAGUACGGGCGUACACCCCUGAUGAUGGCGGCAGAGAAGGGACACAGACAAGUGUAUAACUUACUUGUGAGAGAAGGAGCUGGUGUAUCAUUAGUGGGUGUUGAUAGAAACAACAUCCUCCAUGUGGCUUGUUUCAGAGGACAUAUCGACAUGGUGAAGUAUGUCCUGUCACAGAAGGUUGCAGACAUGAACUGUAGGGGGCAGUAAGGGCGGACACCCCUGAUGAUGGCAGCAGAGAAGGGACACAGACAAGUGUUUGACUUACUUGUGACAUAAGGAGCUGAUGUAUCAUUUGUGGAUGAUGACGGAAACAACAUUCUCCAUGUGGCCUGUCUUGGAGGACAUGUGGACAUAGUGAAGUAUGUCCUCUCACAGAAGGUUGCAGACAUGAAUGGUAGGGGAAGUACAGGCGGACACCCGUGAUGAUGGCAGCAGAAAAGGGACACAGACAAGUGUUUGACAUACUAGUGGGAGGAGGAGCUGAUGUAUCAUUAGGUGUUGAUAACGGAAGCAACAUCCUCCAUGUUGCCUGUCUUGGAGGACAUAUGGACAUGGUGAAGUAUGUCCUGUCACAGAAGGUUGCAGACAUCAACAGUAGGGGGCAGGACGGGCGGACAUCCGUAAUGGUGGCAGCACAGAAGGGACACAGACAAGUGUAUGACUUACUUGUGAGAGAAGGAGCUGAUGUAUCAUUAGUGGGUGUUGAUAGAAACAACAUCCUCCAUUUGGCUUGUCUUAGAGGACAUAUGGACAUGGUGAAGUAUGUCUUCUCACAGAAGGUUGCAGACAUGAACGGUAGGGGGCAGUACUGGCGGACACCCGUGAUGAUGGCACCAGAGAAGGGACACAGACAAGUGUUUGACUUACUUGUGAGAGAAGGAACUGAUGUAUCAUUAGUGGGUGUUGAUAGAAAUAACAUCCUCUAUAUCGCCUGUCUUGGAGGACAUGUGGACAUGGUGAAGUAUGUCCUCUCACAAAAGGAUGCAGACAUGAACGGUAAGGGGCAGAAUGGGCGGACACCCCUGAUGGUGACAGCAGUGAAGGGACACAGACAAGUGUUUGACUUACUUGUGACCCAAGGAGCUGAUGUGUCAUUAGUGGGUGUUGAUAGAAACAACAUCCUCCAUAUGGCCUGUCAUGGAGGACAUGUGGGCAUGCUGAAGCAUGUCCUCUCACAGAAGGUUGCUGACAUGAACAGUAGGGGGAAGUAUGGGUGGACACCCGUGAUGAAGGCAGCAAGGAAGGGCCACAGACAAGUGUUUGACAUACUAGUGGGAGGAGGAGCUGAUGUAUCACUAGUGGAUGAUAACGGAAGCAACAUCCUCCAUGUUGCCUGUCUUGGAG
Messenger RNA from Haliotis rufescens (red abalone), 2779 nucleotides. Its product is annotated as ankyrin repeat domain-containing protein 50-like. Lineage: Eukaryota; Metazoa; Mollusca; Gastropoda; Lepetellida; Haliotidae. The transcript has a single exon. The coding region runs from base 251 to 1372 and encodes 373 amino acids. The record is from RefSeq and is a predicted model, not a curated record. Gene Ontology annotation, cellular component: cytoplasm. Gene Ontology annotation, molecular function: protein binding.